CCCCAAGGCGAGCUGUUUGCGUUAUCUGUCAGCUUUCAGUCAUGAACAAAGCGCCCUGCGCCUAACACACCCGGCCGCUCGUUUAUACAGACACGUCUAGUGGAUUCCUUUGUGUUUAGGAAGGGAAAGUUAAAAGAGCUUUGCUGCUACUUGCGGUGCAGACACGCGGGGCUCUUUAAGACUAGUCUCGGCUGGUGCUGAAGCUGAGCAUGCUGGGAGUACAAUUGAGUCCCGGGGCCUGUGCUGGGAGGUUACACUCGGGGUAGCUCGGCUCACACUGUCACACUAGAAGGCGCGGACCGGAUCGAGGCAGGUAAGUUGUGCGGACUCAUGUAAUCUUCGAGGUUUGUGCGUGUCACUUUUUGGAACACAUAAAAAGUUCAGAAUGAAUGAGGAUUCAAUAAGAUCUUCAGAAGCACUUGAGACAUUGACUGAAGUGCCUGAACACAUACUUAGGGGCCUUCCUGAAGAACUGAGGCUCUCUCCUUCUGCUGUGGAUAACAGGAGACUUGGUGUCUGGGCCAGAAAGCAAGUUCAAAGGGGAAAGAAAUUUGGGCCAUUUGUUGGUGAAAAAAAGAAGCGUUCUCAAGUAAAGAACAAUGUGUAUAUGUGGGAGGUAUACUAUCCAAACCUUGGAUGGAUGUGUGUUGAUGCUACUGAUCCUCAAAAGGGCAACUGGUUGCGAUAUGUGAACUGGGCUCGCUCUGCAAAGGAACAGAAUUUGUGCUCUCUAGAAAUCAAUAGGGCUAUUUACUACAAGACUCUAAAGCCAAUUGAGCCGGGAGAAGAGCUCUUAGUGUGGUACAAUGGGGAAGACAACCCAGAUAUAGCAGCUGCUAUUGAGGAAGAGAGAACUGCCAGCCACCGAAGCAAGAGGAGCUCGCCGAAAUCCAGGAGGGGUAGAAGGAAAACACUCAAUGGUAAAAAGAAGAUUAACUUAGAAAAACAAGAAGAGAGGAGUAUUGAUGAUCACAUUACUGCCGAAAUGAAGGACUCUCCAGGCAUUCCCAAUGAAGAGGAUGUAAAGCCUCUGGGUUCCCCCAUUCUUUCUCUUGAGCAGACUGCCGUGAUCCAAGAAAUGGUAAACCAGAAUGUCCUUCCAGAGCAGAUCUCAAUAUCGACCCAUGAGGUUAGCAUUACAGAAGAAGAAAGUGCUGUAACUGAACAGACAGAUAUUGAUGACUCGCACAAAGACAGUUCCGAAUCAGUGAAUCUGGAGGAGGAAAAUGGUGAAAUGUUAGAAGAAAUUAAAAGUACAUCAGAUGAAACUCCAGAGGGCUCCCCUAAAAAGAAACUAACUGCUAAAAUACCAAAACCUAAAGAUGAUAUCAAUGGGGAAUUAACAGCAGCAUUUAUGUAUCCUUGCCAACACUGUGAGAGAAAAUUCACUACUAAGCAAGGUCUUGAGCGCCAUAUGCAUAUCCAUGUUUCAACUGUUAAUCAUGCAUUUAAAUGCAGAUACUGUGGGAAAGCAUUUGGUACUCAGAUUAAUCGUAGAAGACAUGAGCGGCGCCAUGAAGCUGGACCAAAAAGGAAAACUUUAAUUGUAUCAGGAUCAAGUGAAUUUGGUCAAAGUCAAAAACACAUUAUUGAUUCCCUUAAAACGACUGAAGAAAAUAACAGUACUAGAAUUCAUUGUAAAACAAAUGAAUCCGAUGGGGAUAUGUCACAGUCUUUUCUUUCAGAAGAAAAUUGCGAAUCCAGAGAAAUGCAUCCCUGCAAAUACUGUAAGAAAAUAUUUGGAACGCAUACAAACAUGCGUCGGCAUCAGCGCAGGGUUCAUGAGCGUCAUCUUAUUCCUAAGGGUGUAAGGCGAAAAGGAAGUCUGCUGGAAGACCCACAGUUGCAAUCUGAACAGACACCUCCAGCUGAGAACAUCUAUGUUGCAAAUACUGAAAUUGAGGAGGAUGGGGAAGCUGAUGAUGUGUACAUUAUGGAUAUCUCAAACAAUAUAUCAGAAAACCUUACUUACUAUAUUGAUGGCAGAAUACAGUCAAAUAGCACCAGUAGCAGUUGUGAUGUGAUAGAAGUUGAAACUAACUCAACAGAUAUUCUCGGACUUAAUUGUUUACUUACACCUAUUAAGGUGGAAGUUACUCAAAAUAUCAAGCAGUUGCAACCAGUUAGUGUGCCAGAUAAUCCACUUAAUGACUCUGCUUGUUGUGGAAACAAGGAACCAAAAAAGAGAAGAACUAUAAGCCCUCCUCUGUUGACAAAAAUAAAGACUGAAGUUGAACUUGAGCCCAUAACACCUUCUUGUUCUAUUAGUAUUCCUCUAAGUGUAUCUGUGAGUGAUAACCUGUCAUUUCAAAAAGAAAAAAAUGUCUACCUGUCUUCGAAGCUGAAACAGCUUCUUCAAAUGCAAGAUAGCAAGAAGUCUCAGGUUAGUCCCUCAUUGUUGUCAGAGGUUUCUAAAUCAGGGGCAGCCUUGUCAACAGUGUCGAACAGGUUUAAAAGGCGGACAACUUCUCCUCCCAGUUCUCCACAACACAGUCCAGGUUCUAAAGAAUUUGUGAAACAAAUAGAUGGGAAAACAACAUGGACUGAAGUGCAAGGCCCAAAAGUGCCAAAAUUUGAAAGCCUCGACAGCUCUCCUGCCUGGAGUUUAUCUGGCAAAGAGGAGAGAGACAAUGAUAGUCCAUCUUGUUCUGAAGAAUUGAAACCGUCUAAAGACUGGGUGUCAAAUUCAGUAUUUGGCAGUUCUUGCUUCCAGCAACCAUUAGAUUUAUCGAGUGGAGUAAAACAAAAACCGGAAAGCCGAAGCCAGUCCCAAGUUCCUUGGGAAUCUGUACUUGAUCUUAGUGUAAAUAGAAAGGCUGGCAGUGAUUCUGAUGCAAAGGAAUUUAAAGGGAGUAUUGGUAUUAAAAAGAAAAAACCCACUACAUGCAUGCUGAAAAAGGUCCUAUUAAAUGAAUAUGAUGGGAUAGAAAUUACAGGGGAAAAUAUUCAGCAAUCAGAAAACAUUCUACAUCACUGCGAAUCUGAAGAUCAGAAACUGGUGUUGGAAUUUGGUACUGGUUCAAGUGAAGAAAUAUCUCUUCCCCCUGAUAAUUCUUCACCUCCCCCAGCUGAAAACAUGCAUGUUGUUGUUAGUCAGUCACCACCUAUUCUCACUUCAUCAGAGGUACAUCUAAGUCCUAAUCCUCCUCCAUAUUUGACAGAAGUAACAUCACCAUUACUUUUAACUACUCUUCCUUCACUCCCAGAUUCUUUAUGCAGUGUCCCUCCUACGCCAUCUUGCCCAUCAUCUAUCUCAGCUAGUACACAAUCACCACUGCCUAUUCUUUCACCUACUGCAUCACCAUCCCCACCCCCUUCUCCUACUGAUGAUCCCUCAGUCUCUGCUUCACCUGGUCCUCCGACCCUCUCAUCUUCAUCUCCUACUUCAUCAUCUUCAUCCUCUUCCUCCUCCUGUUCAUCUCCUCCCCCUUUAUCUGUAGUUUCAUAUCUUAUGUCUCCAAUAAAUUCUGAAAAUUCUGCAAUUACAUUUAUUAAAGAAGAGAAGACUGAGGAAGAUUUGAUACAGGGCAAUGAAAAAGAAUCAUGUAGUGACAGUUUCAAUAAAAGUUUUGUCUGCAAUGUAUGUGAAUUACCAUUUGUCUCUAUUAAAGACCUCGCCAAACAUAUUUUUGUGCAUGCUGAAGACUGGCCCUUCAAAUGUGAAUUUUGUGUGCAACUUUUUAAAGAUGUGCCAAAUCUGUCUGAACACCGUCUUUUACUACAUGGAGUUGGAAAGAUUUUUGUUUGUUCUUUAUGCAAAAAGGAAUUUGCCUUCCUUUGUAACCUGCAGCAGCAUCAGCAAGAUUUGCAUGCAGAUAAAGAAUACAGCCAUCAAGAAUUGGAAAGUGGAACUCUAAGACCACAAAACUAUACAGAUCCCUGUAAGGCAAAUGCAAUUCACAGUGAGAGGAUGGACAAUGAUCCCAUGACUCCAAAUCCGGACGAUGAUGGGGAUUUAAAUGAUUCAUCCGAAGAACUAUAUACAAGCAUAAAAAUUAUGGCAUCAGGUGAAAAAACAAAAGAUCAUGAUAUCCGAAUGGGUCUUAACCAGCACUACCCCAGCUUCAAGCCACCACCUUUUCAGUACCACCACAAAAAUCCAAUGGGUAUUGGAGCAACUGCAACUAAUUUCACUACUCACAAUAUUCCACAAACAUUUACUACUGCUAUCCGUUGCACUAAAUGCGGAAAGAGCGUUGACAACAUGCCUGAAUUGCACAAACAUAUAUUAGUAUGUGCUUCUGCAAGUGACAAAAAGCGAUAUACCCCUAAAAAGAAUCCAAUUCCUUUGAGGCAGACUGUGCAAUCUAAAAAUGGGGUUGUCAUUCUAGAGGCCUCGGAUAAAAAUACGUUUCACCAUAUAGGACAACCUAAAAAGCUUAACUUUACUAUUGAGAUUGGUAAAUUAUCUUCAAACAAACUUAAACUAAGUGCUUUUAAAAAGAAAAAUCAGCUUGUUCAUAAAGCAAUAUUGCAGAAAAAUAAGGCUGCUAAACAAAAGACAGGUUUUAAAGCAAAUAUGGCUACAGAUCCUGACUCUCAUGUUUGCCCGUAUUGUAACAGAGAGUUCACAUAUAUCAGAAGUUUAAAUAAGCAUGCAUCAUUUAGCUGUCCAAAGAAGCCAGCCUCCCCUACUUCAAAAAAAUAUAUUUCUAAGUCAUCAAAAAAAGCAUGUUCCUCUUUUUCAUCUUCUACCAAGAAACAUAAAGUCAGCAGCACUCGGAAAACGGCAGAUGCAGAGAUUAAAAUGCAAAGCACAGAGACAAAUUUGGGAAAAACUAGAGCAAGGAGCUUAGGGCCUACACCAGUUCAAUUGCCUUCUAUGCCUAACAAGCCCAAGCAAAGUCUGAAAUAUGCACCUCAGGUUAAAUCCAAAAAACAGAAUGUUAUAAGGAACUCAAGUCCCAUGAGAAUAGUCAAAAAUCAUGCUCCUUAUGAGGGAAAGAAAGCAAAAAAAGCAGCGUUGAAUAAUUUGACAUCAUCCAUUGGCAAAGCACCAAAAAAACUGCAUGUCCGAGUUCAGAAAAGUAAACUGCAAAUUAAAUCCACGGCUAAAAAGAAAAAAACGGACAAGGUUUAUGUUAAAUCAAGGAAAAGAAUUGGUGGACCUAUCACACGAAGCUCUCAACUAACUGCAGACCCAGUGGAUAAGAGAGAUGAAACACAGGGGAAGCCAGAUUCUAGGAACUUUCCUUAAUUUCUGCAUCCUUGUGUUUCUCUUUGUACUCCUGGGAAUAACUGUUGCAUAUUGAAACGAAAGCACUACAAGAACAGCAAGAAAAUGCAAAUCAAUCUACACCCAACCUUUGCAGUCAUUUUUUUUAUCACAAACGUGUAAAACUUCUAAAAAAAAAACAAAAAAAAAAAACAAAGUUCAACAUCAUCCGGCAUGCUGGAAUCAAGGCUGUUCAUUCCAAAUGGAUUCUGAAAUUUUCACUGAAAUUUGUUACCAUGAGUGUAACAUUGAAUGCAAACGACUGCCGCAAAUGAGUUUAUUAUAAAGCAAGUAAAAUGUGAAUCGUGUCCUAUGUAAAUGUUUAUGUGCAUAUUUUGGCAAUUCAGGGUUUAAAAAAAAAAAAAAAAAAGCUGCAUUUGACACAAUUAAGUAUUGCACCAAAUCAGGACAAACAUUUUACUGAAACCUGCACUUGCACCAAAAAUGCAGACUUGAAAAUAUAAAAUUUCAGCUGAGCUUUCCAGCAGUAAAGAGAAGACACAGGAAUUACAGUUUAGAUUUUACAUCUGAUUUUACAAGGUCCUAGUUUUUUUUUUUCUAUCUUGCUCAGAUUUAGAGGUGUAAUGCUAAUAUAUGUUAAAUUUUACUCCGAAACCCCAUGUCAUAGGUAAGACCCCUUGCAUUGGUCUUGUGAAAGCAUUUAUGUCCUGGAAUUGAUUUUGCUUACAUAAUGCACAAUUUUUUUUUUUCCAAAUAUUUCUACUCCUUUAUUUGCCUGUUUGCAAUGCUACACAAUGCCUAGGUUAGCAAUGCAUGGAUAACCGCCUUUAUUUAUCCCUUUUAUUUGUUACCAGUUUAAAGAGUAAAUCUACCUCCUAGACUCUUGUUCAACACUUGUUUGGUAAAUAUGUGCCACUUUAUUGCUUUCACUAUCAUUCCCAUUUUGUUACAUUUCUCUAACAGGGACUUUUAUGUUCAGAACUUGUAUAAAGCAUUUGUAUUAAGUAAAAACAAAAAAAACAAAAAAUACAAUAUUUAAAAUUUAUUUAAGUUGUUUUGGACACGUCAGCUGUAUUAUAUGAUUUAUUUGUCUAGCAGCUCAGCUAUAUCUUCGGGGGUGUACUGUUCUGGAGUUCGCUAUUGUGUUGUUUUUUUUAUGUUUUUGUUUAGUUGGCAAGUGAUUUGGAAAAAUAUAUACUAUUGGAAUAAUUACAGUUUGCAUAUUUGACAUAAAACAAGGUUGUCGUUGCUUUUAAACCUUUCAACAUUGACAAAUAUAUUUUACGUACAAGUAUACAACUAAGAUGUGGUUUAUGCUAUUUUUAUUCUGGCAUGAAAUCUUGUGAUUGUCAGAUGUGUUUUAAAAUAAGAUUAAUAAAAAAAAAAAAAAAAGACUUUUAUGCUGUUUCAAGCACUUAUGAAUGGGGCUACCGUGAUACCUUUUAUAUACUUGUAAUCAAUAAAAAAAACUUUAAUAAAGA
Messenger RNA from Xenopus laevis (African clawed frog), 6657 nucleotides. It is a transcript of the gene prdm2.L, whose product is annotated as PR domain containing 2, with ZNF domain L homeolog. The transcript is spliced from 9 exons. Gene Ontology annotation, molecular function: histone methyltransferase activity. The coding region runs from base 386 to 5197 and encodes 1603 amino acids. Gene Ontology annotation, biological process: regulation of gene expression; chromatin remodeling. The record is from RefSeq and is a predicted model, not a curated record. NCBI's taxonomy places the organism in Eukaryota, Metazoa, Chordata, Amphibia, Anura, Pipidae. Gene Ontology annotation, cellular component: nucleus.